This is a messenger RNA of Coniophora puteana RWD-64-598 SS2, 3368 nucleotides long. RefSeq names its product importin alpha re-exporter. The transcript is spliced from 15 exons. Gene Ontology annotation, cellular component: cytosol; nuclear envelope. Gene Ontology annotation, molecular function: nuclear export signal receptor activity; small GTPase binding. The record is from RefSeq and is a predicted model, not a curated record. Lineage: Eukaryota; Fungi; Basidiomycota; Agaricomycetes; Boletales; Coniophoraceae. The coding region runs from base 141 to 3164 and encodes 1007 amino acids. Gene Ontology annotation, biological process: protein import into nucleus; protein export from nucleus.
GCAACAUUUGCUCGCGCCCGAUCCUCUUGAUCUUUCCUCCCUCCCUCUAUUUCUCGCCUUAUUACGAUUACGAACGUAAAUAAACGAAUCCAAAGUCGACCUAGACGCUUCAAAGCACCCAAGAGAAGUACAAGAACACAAUGUCGGACCUCGCCGCACUUCUCAAGCAGUCCCUCGAUCCCGCAACACGCAAACCCGCCGAGGCUCAGCUAACGGACCUCACCUCUCAGCCGGGAUUCCUUCCCGCGUUGCUCGCCCUCGUUCUUGAUUCCGCUCAGGAUGUGCCCAUCAGACUUGCAGGGGCAAUCUACAUCAAGAAUAUCGCGCGUACGCGCUGGGACGAGGACGUGAACGGGAUGCCAGAGGCGGACAAGGCUGCCCUGCGCUCCCAGCUUGUCCCUGCCCUGCUUGCACUCAGCGGACCCAGGGAUCGCGCGAUCCGCGCCCAAAUAGCGGAGAGCGUCGCUCUCGUAGCAGAGGUGGACUUCCCGGAUAGAUGGCCUGAGCUGAUUGAUCAUCUUGUCAACUCGCUUUCGCCAACAAACUACACGGCCACCAUCGCCAUCCUCGAGGCCUCGCAUGCCAUCUUCUCUCCCUGGCGUUCCCAAGUCCGCUCCGACGCCCUCUUUACCACCAUCAACAUCGUCCUCUCCCGCUUCGUCGAGCCCUUCAUCGCUCUCUUCCGCCACACCGCCAACCUCGUACUCUCCCCUGACCCGAACGCUGCCGCGGCGAGCGCGGGGGUGAGCCUCGAGGGCCUGGCUCAGGCGCAGAUCCUUCUCGUGGAAAUAUUCCAUGAUUUGACGUGUCAGGAUCUUCCGCCUGCGAUUGAAGACUCGCACAAGGAGUUCUUCGACCCCACGCAGGGAUGGUGGAUCCGGUUCCUGCCAUGGGAUCCACCUCAGCUCCGGGUGGACGAAGACGAACCAACGCCAUCGCUACCAGCAAAGUUGAAGACGAGGGUAUUCGAGCUUGGCGAGCUCUACAUCAAGCUCUACCCAGAUCUGCUGCAGCAAGGCCCAUUUGUCGAAGCCCUCGUUCAAGGCGUCUGGACAUUGAUCGGUGGAGACAAGGCCAAAGGUGUUGGCGACGACAGCCUCGUCUCGCAAGCCCUCCACUUCAUCUCCACCGCCCUCCGCAGCGGCCACUACACCGCCCUCUUCUCCGCCCCCGAGACGAUUCCCUCGCUCAUCCGCGGCGUCGUCCUCCCUAACGCGGCUCUGCGCACGCACGAGGUCGAGCUGCUCGAGGACGACCCGCUCGAGUACGUCCGGCGCGACCUCGCCUCGGUCCCCGGCGUGCAAAUCGCCUCGCUCGGCAUCGGCGGCGGUGUCGGCGCGGGCGGGUCCGGUGCCGCUGCUUCCGAAGGCACGCGCAGGCAGGCAGCCGCGGACGUGCUGCAGGCACUCGUCAGUGCGGGCUUUGGCACGGAGACGACGAGCGUCGUGGGGAGGUUCGUCACGGAGGGGCUCGCUGCGUAUGCGGGCAAUCCGGCGGAGAGGUGGCAGGCGAAGAACAGCGCGGUGUUCUUGUUUGGGGCGGUUGCGGUUGGCAGCGGGAGUGUGCAGCACGGCAUCACGUCGACAAACUCCCAGGUAGAUGUCGUGCAGUUCUUCUCGGAGAACGUGUAUGCGGAUCUCGAGGCCCAGCCUGGCCAGACGCACCCUGUCCUUCAGAUUGACGCAAUCCGGUUCUUGUUGAUGUUCCGUAACCAGCUAACAAAACACCAACUUCUCUCCGUACUACCGCUCCUCGUUCGGCAUCUGAGCGCGGACAUGUAUGUAGUAUACACGUACGCGGCCAUCACGAUCGACAGGAUACUUGCCCUCAAGCGAGAAAACCGUCUGCUGUUCUCCCAGGCCGACAUCCACGAAGCCGCACCGGAGCUGCUCAAUGCCGUGCUGGCAAAGAUCGAGAAGGCCGGCACGCCAGAAAAGGUCGCGGAGAAUGACCACCUGAUGAAAUGUGCAAUGCGGGUCAUCGUGACGGCGCGGCAGACGCUGACGCCUGUGUACCAGCAAACGCUCCAGAGACUCGUGCAGAUUCUGGGCACGAUCUCGAAGAACCCGAGUAACCCUAACUUUGACCAGUACAUCUUCGAGAGUAUCUCGGCGCUCAUACGGUUCGUUGUGGCUGGGAACCCGAGUACACUCCCUACAUUUGAGCAGGCGCUGUUUGGGCCAUUCACAUUCAUCUUGCAGCAAGACAUCGAUCAAUAUAUCCCCUACGUCUUCCAAAUCCUCUCCCAGAUGCUCGAGGGACACGCGACCGGCGUGCCCACCGAAUAUCGCUCCCUCCUCCCCUUCCUCCUCACCCCCGCAUGCUGGCAAGCAAAAGGCAACAUCCCUGGCCUCGUCCGCCUCCUGCGCGCGUUCCUCGCCCGCGACGCCACCGAGAUGGUCCGCCAGAGCCAGGUUGCGGCUGUCCUCGCUGUCAUCCAGCAGCGGCUCAUCCCAUCGAAGAUCAACGACGGGUGGGGAUUCGAGCUGCUGCAGAGCGUCGUCGAAAACGUCCCACCAGCACAGCUGAAGCAGUUCUUCCGGCCGAUUAUCGUGGUCCUGCUCACACGGAUGCAGUCGAGCAAGACGGACAAAUAUGUCUAUCUGUUUUCGUAUUUCUUGCUGUUCUGCAUGGCGAUCGACGUUCAGGGCCUCGGUCCGGACUACGUCAUCUCGACAGUCGAAGAAGUGCAGGUUGGGCUGUGGUCCCAAAUCCUGGUGAACUUUGUCGUCCCGCAGGCUCCGAUCGUGCCCCACAGGGACAGAAAAGUGGCCGUCGUCGGGUUGACGCGGAUGCUAACGCAAAGCGAGAUCAUGCUUCAGGGCACCAACGUGCAGGCCUGGCCACAAGCAUUCGCAUCCCUCGUCAAGCUCUUCGCAGAGCCCCAAUACCUCAAAAAAGCCUCCGAAGACACCAUCCAGGGCGCCGAGGCCGGCGUCACCCAGAUCGACUUCGAGGAGCAGACAGCCGGCUACCAAGCCGCGUACUCGCGCCUCGCCGCGUCCGAGGCGGCGCAAACAGAUCCCGUCGCGUACGUGCGCGACCCGCGGGCGUUCGUGGCGCAGGCGCUCAACGCCGCGCCGCCCAGGGUCCGCGAGCUGCUCGGCGCGGCGGACCAGAGCGUCGUGGGGCCGUUCUUGUCUGGGCUCGCGAACGCUGCGUGAGCGCUGGGAGGUGGGGAGAUGAUGAAAAAGGCGGAUUAAGUCUGUUGCGCUUCGGUAUGAGUUCUGCGUUCCGGUAAUGACUUUCGUAUAUGACGUAGAAUAGUGUUCAGUACUGACAUGAGAUGUUGGUUUCGUUCGCUGCCGAUCAGAGAAAAUGGUGUACUCAUCUCAUUGUUACAUGCUUGGGUGAUUCGUGCUCAUGCC